This is a messenger RNA of Histoplasma mississippiense, 1779 nucleotides long. RefSeq names its product allantoinase. The transcript is spliced from 2 exons. The record is from RefSeq and is a predicted model, not a curated record. Gene Ontology annotation, cellular component: cytoplasm. Gene Ontology annotation, molecular function: allantoinase activity; zinc ion binding; cobalt ion binding. Bases 1 to 1779 code for a protein of 592 amino acids. Lineage: Eukaryota; Fungi; Ascomycota; Eurotiomycetes; Onygenales; Ajellomycetaceae. Gene Ontology annotation, biological process: purine nucleobase catabolic process; allantoin catabolic process.
AUGGAGCAUCCCACAGACACUCCCACAAGCACCACUCCAGCUCCAGCUCCAGCUCCCACCCCCACCUCCGCCCUCGCAACUGGAGCCGGCCCCGCCUCCUCCCUCAUCGUCCUUGCUUCCACCCGUGCCAUAAUCUCCGGCCGCCUCACUGCCGCCACGAUCGUCAUCUCCCUCACCACAGGCAAGGUAACCUCAGUCUUCCACUCCGUCCUCCCACCCACAGCUUUUCCCCCGGGGACCCCGUACACAGACUACUCCCCAUAUAUCCUCAUGCCGGGCCUGGUGGAUGCGCACGUGCAUCUGAACGAACCUGGCCGGACCGAAUGGGAAGGCUUCGAGACGGGGACGCGUGCGGCGGCGUUCGGCGGCGUGACUACCAUCAUUGACAUGCCAUUGAAUGCCAUCCCGCCCACGACGACGGUCGAGGCGUUGCGCGAGAAGAUUGCCGCGGCGGCCGGGAAGUGUUGGGUUGAUGUAGGCUUUUAUGGCGGGGUUGUUCCUGGGAACGUCAGUGAGUUGAGAGGGUUGGUGGAGGCUGGGGUGAAGGGCUUUAAGGGGUUUCUGAUUGAUAGUGGGGUCGAUGAGUUCCCCGCCGUAUCAGCAGCAGAUAUCAAAGCGGCCAUGCUUGAGCUAGCCGAUCUGCCCACGACGCUCAUGUUCCAUGCCGAAAUGCUCCCGGAAACCAACGGCGACACAUCUCUCCCCCAGGGCGCCCCAACCUCCUAUUCCACCUUCCUAAAUUCCCGCCCCUCCACCUUCGAAACAACUGCAAUCUCCGCCAUCCUCUCCCUGGCCCCUCUGGCCCCCAACCUCCCCUUACACAUCGUCCACCUCUCUGCCAUGGAAGCCAUCCCCUUAUUGAAAGCCGCGCGCAGGCGGGGAGUAAACAUCACUGCCGAAACAUGCUUCCACUACCUCUCCCUGACGGCCGAGGAAGUCGGCGACGGCGACACGCGCCAUAAGUGCUGCCCGCCAAUCCGCAGCCAGGCGAACCAGGACGCGCUGUGGGAGGAGCUGGCGCAGCAUGCUAGUGUCCAGGGCGUGAUUAAAACCGUUGUCUCUGACCAUUCGCCCUGCACGCCGGCGCUGAAGAUCCUGCCAGCGCAUAUCCCUGGGCAUUUUGGCCGUGCCAAUCUUAAUAAUCAACAUGAUGAUAGUGAUGAUAGUGAUGAUAAUGAUAAUGAAAAUGAAAUUGACAGUAACAGCAGUAACAACAACAGCAACAACAACAACAACAACAACAACAACAACAACAAUAAUAAUACAAAAGGCACCAACACCAAGCCAGACGACGAAGAAGAAGGGGAAGGAGAAAUAGCAAAAGACGAAGAAGGAAACUUCCUCAAAGCCUGGGGUGGAAUCUCCUCCGUCGGCCUCGGCCUGCCUAUUCUCUGGACCGAGCUCGAACGCCGGCGCUCCGCAGCUAACAGCACCGCGACAGACACGCCGACGUCGACGUCAUCCACAACCUCCGCUCUCGAAGACAUUGUGCAAUGGUGCUGCGCCAACACGGCCAGACAGGUCGGGUUGGCGUCGCAGAAGGGCGACCUCUCCGUCGGGUAUGACGGGGACGUGUGUGUCUUUGACGAGAAUGGGGAGUGGGUGGUGGAGCCUGAUACCAUGCUGUUUCGCAAUAAGUGCUCGCCCUAUCAGGGGAAGAGGAUGAGGGGUAUCGUGCGCGAGACGUGGUUAAGGGGCCAGAAGGUGUAUACGCGGGAUGAUGGGUUUGUGGCGACGAGGCCUGUGGGGAACCUGUUGUUGGAACCUAGGGCGGCGUAG